UUUGAAAAAUAUAAAUCUUCCAAGUUAUUCAAUAUUGCAAAACUUACUCUUCAACGAGAAUGUAUUUCAAUAAACGUCGGCCAAGCUGGCGUCCAAAUUGGGUCCAAGUGCUGGGAACUGUAUUGUUUGGAGCAUAAGAUAAACCAAGAUGGCCAGAUGAGUUCCGAGCGGACUGCUUUCAACGACAUUGAUAACAUCGAGACCUUUUUUGCUCAGACGACUCAGGACAAAUAUGUCCCCCGAGCGAUAAUGUGCGACCUUGAGCCCACUGUGAUCGACGAGUUCCGUAAUUCAGAGUAUCAAAAGUUGUUCCACCCAGAGCAGCUGAUUUGUGGGAAGGAAGAUGCUGCGAACAAUUUUGCUCGAGGUUACUAUACCGUUGGACAUAAAUUGCUUGACAGUCUCACCGAAAAAAUUCGUGUGCUUGCGGAAAAUUGCAAUGGACUGAUGGGAUUUCUGAUCUGUCACUCCGUGGGCGGAGGCACUGGUUCAGGCUUCAGUUCACUGCUGAUGGAACAUCUCUGCUAUACUUUUCCCAAAAAAACCAAACUCGAGUUCGUGAUCUAUCCAUCGCCUAAUAUGAGCACUGCUGUAGUGGAGCCAUACAACGCGGUUCUAUCGACCCAUUUGUCGCUUAAUGAAAAUAUUUGCGCAUUCAUGUUUGAUAACGAAGCGCUCUAUGAUGUUUGCAGGCAGAAAUUGGAUUUAGACCGCCCGAAAUAUUCUAACUUGAACCGAUUGAUCAGUCAGGUCGUUUCAUCAAUAACAGCAAGUUUAAGAUUCGACGGAUCAUUGAACGUUGAUUUAUCCGAAUUUCAAACAAAUUUGGUACCAUUUCCACGGAUUCAUUUUCCAGUGUGUGCUUACUCUCCCGUGGCAAGUACAGCAAAAGUCGACCACAACGCAAUGACGAUUGCAGAAUUGACCUCCGAAUGUUUCGACAAAUCGAAUUCUCUGGUGAAGUACAAUCCACAGCACGGCAAGUACAUGGCUUGCUGCUUGUUGUAUCGUGGUGAUGUUGUUCCUAAGGACGUCAACAAUGCAAUUGCCUGCAUUAAGCAGAAACGUACGAUAAAUUUCGUUGAUUGGUGUCCAACUGGAUUCAAAGUGGGAAUCAAUUAUCAAGCACCCACGGCAAUUACCAACGGUGACACAGCAUCUAUUGAACGUGCAGUAGCGAUGUUAAGCAACACUACGGCAAUUCGUGAAGUGUGGGCACGUUUAAAUCGGCGAUUCAAUCUGAUGUAUCGCAAAAGCGCUUUUUUGCACUGGUAUCAAAGCGAAGGGAUGGAAAUGAUGGAGUUUGCUGAAGCUCGGGAUGAUUUGGCGGCCCUGGAACUUGAUUAUAAAGAAAUUAACAGCAAUACCGACCAAGAUACUUCCUACGAAUUUUGA
This is a messenger RNA of Cotesia congregata, 1395 nucleotides long. The record is from the annotation of a GenBank genome assembly. Lineage: Eukaryota; Metazoa; Arthropoda; Insecta; Hymenoptera; Braconidae.